Bradysia coprophila is the source of this 1769-nucleotide messenger RNA. RefSeq lists its product as uncharacterized. The record is from RefSeq and is a predicted model, not a curated record. Gene Ontology annotation, molecular function: protein binding. Lineage: Eukaryota; Metazoa; Arthropoda; Insecta; Diptera; Sciaridae.
AAUUCCAAAAGCAAAAAGUUUUGUUACAAUGAUGUUGGAAAGAUUUUUUAGCACCCUUUUUGUUGUAGUGAAAAAUUAACCUUCUGUAGCAUCGCCAAAAAUGAAUUGUGUGACGGCUAGUUAUCCAAAUGUUUUUGUCGGACUCGCGAAACAAUCCCGUGGAAAUCCCCUUAUUUCGAACCGAAGAAGGACGUUAUUUAGCAACCACAUUGGGGGACCCCCUCAUAAAAGGACUAACUGAAGUAGCGAAUAGUCGACCAACCGAUCCGAUUGCAUUUUUAGCAAAUUAUUUGAACGGUUUCUCGAAACAAAGAACGAUGAGUUCUAACACAACCGAUAUAGUUGAGGAUAGUCAGGUUGCGUCCCCCGUUAAAGCCGAACGAAAAGUGUCGUUAGUCGAUGCGAAUUCCGAUCAGGAUGAACCAGGAUCAUCAGAUGGUCCAGAACUGGCCUCGUCCAGUGAUGACAGAGACGAACAUGGACAAAGUCUAUUGCAUUUUGCGAGUGCUCGUUCGCAUGCUCGAAACGGUUUAAUUCAACUGAUCGAAGAAUCAAAAGUCAGCAUUACAUUCAGGGACGAACUGUAUCGUACGGCUAGAGAUGUUAGUCUGCAGGCCAGCCACCCAGAUAAUGCUCGCGAAAUCGAUCGUUAUAUUUUAGGAUUUGCUGCCCGAGGGGAAUUAGAUUUUUUUGAGAAUUUAGUAUUGGAAGGAUAUGAUCAUAUUGUCGAUAUUACGGACAAGGAUGGCAAUUCGAUAAUACAAAUUGCUGAAACCAGAGGUCAACAGCACAUUGUAAAUUUUCUGUCAUCGGUAAAGGAGUUUGAGGAGAAUCGGGAAAAGCUUCAUCGCGCUAUUCGUGAAGGCAAUAUGGACGAUGUUAUCGACAUUCUAUCGCAUACGGAUGGAGCCAAAUUGGCCAAAUCGAAAAAUUAUUUCGGACGAUGUGCCGCACAUGUGGCUGUGUUAAAGGAGAACGAAGAAAUAGUGGACUUGAUAUCCUCUAAAUGCAAACAAUCACUAAGAGUGGGCGAUAAUUUGGAACGGACACCACUUCACUAUGCAAUGGGACUCAGCAGCGUGGAGUCACUGAGUCGAAUCUUGAUAAAAAAUGGGGCGAAACGCGUUUUAAAGGAUUUGAAGGGUCGUCAACCGAGUUACUACUUUAUGAACAAGGCGGACAUUUUACGUUUGCAGGAGGAAGAAGAAGAGCAUGAGGAAGAGGAUGCAACAAAUGCAACACAACGAAUGCAAAAUCGUGGCAAUGCUAAUUAAUCUUUCUGCAGAGUUACGGAGGUCUCGGCUAUGUCAUCUUCUGUUAAACGACACUGACAAAAUCAAUGCACACUGGUGACGACAUCUUAAUAUAUUACGAAAAUGUUCGCAAAAUCAAGAAUUUUGCAUCCGUUUCCUUUCAUCACUUAGAUUAAAUGAAGGAUUAGAUUCGAUAAUUUAUACGGCUGAUGAGCCUAGGCUCUGUAUGAAAGGUUAAUCCGACAACUCGUAACAAACUAAUUGAAUUUUGCAUAUAAAACAAUAUCAGAAAUUUUUGUAAAGAAAUGUUUUUUUUAGCUAAAUCAAAAGUUAAUAGAACAACGUCUACAGUUAGAGGAUGAUUACAGGCAUUAUACACUACUAUAACAAAAUGUUACUGCAAAAUUACUAUAUCUCUCAAAUUAUCGUAUUAUACUAAAUGAAUGACUCAUUUACUAAUUUACUAAUUGUACUCAUUGAAAAGUCAAAUAAAUGUUUUUAAAAUUGCAAAUUGAA